Messenger RNA from Trichogramma pretiosum, 1186 nucleotides. RefSeq names its product probable GDP-L-fucose synthase (gene Gmer). Lineage: Eukaryota; Metazoa; Arthropoda; Insecta; Hymenoptera; Trichogrammatidae. The transcript is spliced from 6 exons. Gene Ontology annotation, molecular function: GDP-L-fucose synthase activity. Gene Ontology annotation, biological process: nucleotide-sugar biosynthetic process. The coding region runs from base 144 to 1112 and encodes 322 amino acids. The record is from RefSeq and is a predicted model, not a curated record.
UCGCUGACGUUUUAGUGCUGUCUUGCAUUUGAACCUUUUUAUUAAGAGGUUAUAUAUUUGUUUUUGAAGGUGUGAUUCUUCUAUGCUCAUUUUUUUCGUAGAGAUUAGAUACUGGCUAUUUUAUAAUAGAUUUCACAUAAAUAAUGGCAGAAGAGCAAAAAGUAAUUCUCGUCACGGGUGGUACUGGUUUGGUAGGAAAGGCCAUUCAAACGGUGAUCGAAAAUGAUAAACGCUCGGAUGAAAAAUGGAUUUUCGUGGGAUCAAAAGAUGCAGAUUUAAGCUCGAAAUCAGACACAGAAAAAUUAUUCAAAGAGCAUAGGCCAACCCAUGUUAUACAUCUUGCAGCAAUGGUUGGAGGCCUGUUUCACAAUAUGGCCAACAAUUUGAACUUUUUUAGAAUCAACAUGCAAAUAAAUGAUAAUGUACUUCAUACAGCACAUCUAAAUAAUGUUGUUAAAGUCAUCUCAUGUCUUUCAACGUGUAUAUUUCCAGAUAAAAUAACAUAUCCAAUUGAUGAAUCAAUGAUUCAUUUAGGAUUUCCUCAUACGUCUAAUUAUGGGUAUUCUUUUGCCAAGAGAAUGAUUGACGUGCAAAAUAGAGCAUAUUUUGAUCAACAUGGCAGAAUUUAUACUAGUAUCAUUCCAUGCAAUGUAUUUGGACCACAUGAUAAUUUCAAACCAACUCACAGUCAUGUUAUUCCUGGAUUGAUGAGAAGAUUAUAUGAUAUUAUUAAGACUGGUAACACAGAAGAUAAAGUUUUCACUGUGCUUGGAUCCGGAAAACCUUUACGACAAUUUAUAUACAGUUUAGAUUUGGCUAAACUUAUAGUAUGGGUGUUAAGAGGCUAUGAGUCUGUUGAACCAAUUAUAUUGUCAGUCGAUGAAUCAAGUGAAGUAACAAUAGCUGAAGUUGCAGAAGAGCUAGUUAAAGCUUUUGACUUCAAAGGCAGAAUAGAAUUUGACAGCUCAGCUGCAGAUGGUCAAUACAAAAAAACUGCUAGUAAUACUAAGCUUAGAAAACUAUUGCCAGAAUUUCAGUUCACACCUUUUCAUCAAGCUAUUAAAGAAACGGUUGAAUGGUAUAAAUCAAACUAUGAAAAUGCCAGAAACUAGAGUAUUGUAAAUAUGUAUACUAUUUGUAAUUAAGCUAUGAUGGCACUUUUCAAGUGUAAAGUUUAUUUUAAAAA